Messenger RNA from Coregonus clupeaformis (lake whitefish), 2699 nucleotides. RefSeq names its product NME/NM23 family member 9 (gene nme9). The transcript has 16 exons. Bases 372 to 2528 code for a protein of 718 amino acids. Gene Ontology annotation, molecular function: nucleoside diphosphate kinase activity. Gene Ontology annotation, biological process: UTP biosynthetic process; GTP biosynthetic process; CTP biosynthetic process. The record is from RefSeq and is a predicted model, not a curated record. NCBI's taxonomy places the organism in Eukaryota, Metazoa, Chordata, Actinopteri, Salmoniformes, Salmonidae.
CAUGUCAACACAGCUGUCAGCCUUGACAGAACAGAGCCUAGCACAACAGUAGAUGCAUGCAAAUGUUAUUGGCGUUUGCAAUGUCAUUUUGGCUAGCUAGCUAAAAUAAAAAUAAAUAGCGCACUGGAGACACCAAAAGCUUUCUGCAAAUAGCAGGCUCUGGCGCCACCCAGUGGCGAAUCAAUGGAUACCCAAAGAAGAGCAUUGCUUAGCAACGAGAAGGCAAACAAUAGUUAGCUAGUUCAAUAGUUUGGAAGCCAAACACACUCUCAACUCCACUUCUAAAUACUUUUUUUUUGUUGUUGUUGCUUGCAAAUAACGUUUGGAGAUUUAUUGUUACAAAUAGUGUUCUCAGAUGGUACAUUAUUAAGAUGGCUGGCAAAAAGAAAGAAGUAAUCUUGCAGGCGUCUGUCGCAAACCAAGAGCAAUGGGAUGAGAUGCUUGCAACUAAAGGGUUAACAGUUGUAGAUGUGUACCAGCAGUGGUGUGGUCCAUGCCGUGCUGUUGUCAGCUUACUGAGGAAGAUCAAAAAUGAACUGGGAGAUGACCUGUUACAUUUUGCCACGGCAAAAGCUGACAGUAUUGAUGCUCUAGAAAGGUACAGGGGGAAGUGUGAGCCCACCUUCCUGUUCUAUGGGGGGGGUGAGAUGGUGUGUGUGCUGCGGGGGGCUAACGCACCUCUUCUCCAGAGGAUGGUGUUGGAGGAACUGGCCAGGGAGAAGACUGUCCUGGAGGAGGGAGGGGAACGCAGAGUGGUGAAAGAUGACGGUUUGAUAGAUGAGGAAGAGGAGGAGGAUCAGAGUGAUGAAGAUGUACUUGUUCCAGCCAGUAAAUCAUACACGGUGGCCAUCAUCAAACCAAACGCUGUGGGUCACGGCAAAGCUAGUGAGAUUAUCAUGAAGAUUCAGGAUGCCGGGUUUGAGAUCCUAGCCCACGAGGAGAGAACGCUGAGCGACUCUGAAGCACGAGAUUUCUACCAGAACAAAGCAGGAGAGGCCUGUUUUGAGGACCUGAUCCAGUUCAUGUCCAGCGGCCCCUCCCACGUCCUAGUGAUCUCUCAGGGUGAGGGGUCAGGUCAUGUGGUGCCAGCAUGGAGGGAGUUCAUUGGUCCAGCAGACAUAGAGGAAGCCAGGAGGGAUAAACCUGAGAGCCUACGUGCCCAGUAUGGCAGUGAAACCUUGUUCAACGCGCUCCACGGUAGUGACGACAGCCACCAGGCCAGCAGGGAGCUGGCCUUCUUCUUCCCCAGCUUCAGGACCUCUUCCCGGGCAGAGCAGCACGAGGAGGAAGGGCGAGUGGAGAGGACACUGGCUAUCAUCCGGCCCGACCUCGCCAGGGAGAGCAGAGAUGAGAUCUUGUCUCGUAUCCACGAGGCUGGCUUCACUGUGUCUCUCCAGAAAGAGGUGAUGUUAACAGAGGAACAGGCCAGACGGUUCUACAGACGACAGGUAGACCAGGACUACUUCCCUGUCCUACUGCACAACAUGACCAGUGGUCCUCUGUUGGCUCUGGCCCUGGCCAGGACAGGAGCUGUGGACCACUGGAGGCAACUUCUGGGUCCGAAAGACGUCAGCAGGGCCAGGGAGGAGCAACCCCACUGCCUCAGGGCCCAGUUCAUAGUGGCCAGUGAGGAGGACCAGAUGAACCAGAUGAACCAGCUCCAUGGCAGUGCCAGCAGGGAGGAGGCAGAGGAGGAGAUCCACUUCUUCUUCCCUAAACAGCAGACUCUGGCCAUCAUUAAGCCUGAUGCCAUGGCCGAACAUAGAGAGGAGAUCCUGGGGGAGAUCCGUGCUGCAGGUUUCUCUAUCUCCCAGCUGAAGGAGGCGGUGUUGUCCAGAGACAUGGCUGAGGAGCUCUACAGAGAGCACAGAGACACACCUUUCUACAGACAGCUGGUUGACUUCAUGUGCAGCGGCCCCUGCAUGCUGCUGGUGCUGACCAAGGAAAAUACUGUGGAGGAGUGGAGGUCCAUGAUGGGCCCCACAGACCCUGUCCUGGCCAAGGUGACGGCCCCGGGGUCCCUGAGGGCCCGCUUCGCCUCAGACAUCCUCCACAACGCCCUCCACGGCUCCUCCAAUCAGGAGCAUGCCCAGGAGAAGAUACACUUCCUGUUUGGUGACAUCACCUCAGACAGAGACCUGACCAGCAAUGGGAAAAUGGAUCCCACACCGCUAGGAAAACAGCAGGAUAGUUUUGCAGACAAAUCAGAUUGUACAACUGCAGAAAUGACAGAACAUGUUGAAUCAGGAAGUCCAGAGAGCCAUCAAGAACAUGUUGAAUCAGGAAGUCCAGAGAGCCAUCAAGAACAUGUUGAAUCAGGAAGUCCAGAGAGCCAUCAAGAACAUGUUGAAUCAGGAAGUCCAGAGAGCCAUCAAGAACAUGUUGAAUCAGGAAGUCCAGAGAGCCAUCAAGAACAUGUUGAGCGGGCCACAUCCACGUCAGACACACCUAGUGUCACAAGCACAGAAGGGGAAGGUGAUCAGACACCAGUCUGCGAUCCACUCAGUCCUCAGACGACAGAUCCCUAGGACUUUGAUCAUCAAAACAGAUCUCCCCAGGACUCUGAUCAUCAAAGUUAAGACUGAAUGACCAUCCUCUUUCAGAUACAACAAAUUAACAAUGCCACUUGUAGGGCUGCAGUACAUCAUCAUGUUACUUCAUUUCAAUGUUGUGAAAAAUUAAAUGAAAAUCUUCCUGUG